AUGUUACCACAUUACAAAUCUGUUUGGAGUGAGGAAGAAAACUUGGGAAAAAAUGUUUGUAAGCCUAUUUCUUCAUGGUCAUCUCAGAAUUGGAUAGCAUUUACUAUUGGUCACAUAUGGAAGCAACCCUCCCCAAAUAAGAUUGAUACUGUUUUUAUAUGCAACCCGGAUCAGCCCUGGGAAUUAUAUACUUUGCAAACCAAUCAUGGCUGUGCGAUUGUUCACUUGCAGUGGGAAGGUGAUGGAAUGGGGUUUAUUACGGUUGAUUCCAAGGGUAUUGGUAAAAUAUGGCACCCUGAUAAAAACUUGGUUAAUAUCUGGACAUGUUCAUCCACUAUUGAUAUUGGCGAAGGUGAUAUAAUAAGAUGUUUUUCCUGGAUUAAUAGUCGAAGUAAAUACAGUAUUGAUGUGGAGAAGCUAUUUCUAACAAAAGAUUUCUUUAAAAAAUUUUCCCAAAUCAAAAAUGAGAAUGCUCUUAACGGUAUCGCACAUGGACAAAACGGAUUUAUCAUUGUAACAUCUAGUGGUUUGUUUAAAAUUUUUCUUCUUCAAGAUGACAAUGAACCUGCAAUUUUUACCACAAGGCUUGGUAGCAUCAAGUUUAACGUGCUUUAUGCAGACAUUUGCGUAAAUGAAAAUGGAAAAGUAUGUAUAGCUGCUUUGACUGAUCAAUGUAUGGUGGAGUUAUUUUCCAUCACUUGCAAAGAGAAUACUACUGGUUUGGAAUUAUCAGUAGAUGUAUCACCAUGCAUUGUCCCACAUGUGGGCUCAAAUGAUCAGGAUUUUAUCAAUUUUAAAAUUGUUGACAUAAAGUACAUUUCCAUUGGUUCCAGCGAUCAAGUAUUAGUCUUAUCAAAAAGUAAAUCAGCAAGUUGUGUUCAGGUUUUUGAGAUUAAAAAAGAACAGGUUAUGUUGCAUCCUUGUUUUCCACGUGGACAGUCAUCUCAACAAUGUGCCGACACUUGUGUCUGUUUAAAAACUUUCAGAUUCCAACACAACAUCAAGUCCAUGUUUGUAACAAACUUACGGUAUUCAAAUUUAGGAAAAUCCAAGGAUCUGUCAUUAUCGCCAAAACUUGUCAUGUUAGAUGAGGGAGGCGGUUUUCAUGUGUAUUCUUUAUACAAUUGGUCGCAAGUUGUGAAAUUGAGUACUGUGCAGUUACUACAGACCAAUCACAUUACCUGUGCAUCGUUUUCACCAUGUGAUCAUUGUCUUUUUGCUGUUCUAAACAAUGGUGACAUAAUGUUGUUCACACUACCGCACUACUCGAUUUGCCAAGAUAAAAUCAAAGUAAAGAAUCUUGUCAACUUACUCCAAUAUAGCAUGGUUGAGGGCUGUAUACCUUGGGAUGUUAUGAUGUAUUUUAGUUCAGUUGAAAAAAAUAUUUUAGACCAAUCAUUCCAAACCUUUUUGGACGAUUAUAAUGAGUGCAAUGCGUUUCUGCAAAACCUUUUUAACAAUUCUUUUUGGAAUGUUAAAAUAAUGUUUUAUCGCCUGUAUAAAGAUUACUGUGGAGUAGUUGAAAGUUGUAAUAUUAUGUUACUGCACAACCUGUAUUAUUAUGUUGUGUCACGCUUACAAACUGACAAGGAAUCUGUGUUAAUGGACACAAUACAUAAAAUCUGCUCAUCAAAUAAAGAAGCUGAUAUUAGCAAGAUUUUUCCAUUGAUAGAUACGAAAGAUACAAACAUCUUUUUGUGCAGUGAUACCACACAACGACCUUUAGUUCAAUGGGUUACUGAUUAUGCCCUCCAUUUUGUUCGACUAAUCCUAUCAAAGAAUCAUCAUGGUCAGAAUUGGAGGCUGGCUCUUAAAUAUUUUGAUCCAACAUGUUUUUUACAUUUGCGACAACUCUUACUGUUAUUUCACAUCAUUUAUCAGAAAAACUUUAAACUUCCACAUGUCCAUCCAGUUUUUAUGACCAUGGCAAGCUCUUCAGAUAUCACAGCACAGUUAUUCAAGUUGGUAACUAAAUUACAUCAAAUAUCAACUGGGGAAGCUGGAACUGAAGUGGGUAUGAAUGAUUUACCAUUCAGUAACCUACCUGUGUUGUAUUUGGAAUUUCCUUCACAUGAUCCAAAAAGCAGUAUAUUAUCUAGCUUGAAUGUCACAUCAAACAAGAUUGAUGAAUAUCAGCUGCAAUUAAAAAGUGAUCCUUGGGAGUAUAUCCAUAAGACAGCACUGGAAAACCCUUUGAGCAUGGGAAUCUCUACUGUGAAUACAUGGUUACGGCAGAUUUACGAUGGAGUUAACUUCAUGCCCAGCUCGUUAAUGUUAAGCGAGGUUGUGAAGCAAUGUUGUAAUUGUGGAUGCUUGACGAUACAUAGUGGACAUAGCAGUAGAGUGUUUAAUACGUUGUGGAAAGCAUGCUGGGAACGAAAAUGUUUUUGUGGUGGAUGGUGGAAGCAAGUUGAAUGGCAUAUUUAA
This is a messenger RNA of Hydractinia symbiolongicarpus, 2427 nucleotides long. Its product is annotated as mediator of RNA polymerase II transcription subunit 16-like. Lineage: Eukaryota; Metazoa; Cnidaria; Hydrozoa; Anthoathecata; Hydractiniidae. Gene Ontology annotation, biological process: positive regulation of DNA-templated transcription. Gene Ontology annotation, cellular component: mediator complex. Gene Ontology annotation, molecular function: protein binding. The coding region runs from base 1 to 2427 and encodes 808 amino acids. The record is from RefSeq and is a predicted model, not a curated record. The transcript has a single exon.